Zasmidium cellare ATCC 36951 is the source of this 1539-nucleotide messenger RNA. RefSeq lists its product as uncharacterized. The record is from RefSeq and is a predicted model, not a curated record. Gene Ontology annotation, molecular function: carbohydrate:proton symporter activity. Gene Ontology annotation, biological process: transmembrane transport; carbohydrate transport. Bases 1 to 1539 code for a protein of 512 amino acids. Gene Ontology annotation, cellular component: membrane. Lineage: Eukaryota; Fungi; Ascomycota; Dothideomycetes; Mycosphaerellales; Mycosphaerellaceae. The transcript is spliced from 6 exons.
AUGGCGCUCCCGCCAAAGUGGUAUCAGUUCCUCGUCUCCGUCUUCGCCUCAUUGGGCAGUGUCCUCUAUGGCUACGAUCUGGGAGUCAUCGCCGGAGCCGUUGCCUCUGAGAACUUCGUCAAUACAUUCAAGCCUACCAAUGCCGAAACAGGAGCAGUCGUGUCUGUCUUCACUGGAGGUGCCUUCUUUGGAGCGUUCUUUGCGGGUCCAGCGGGAGACUACCUCGGACGAAAGAAGACGAUUCUGCUCGGCGCUUUGAUUUUCAUCUUGGGUGGUGGUCUGCAGACUGGUGCGCAGGCACUGAGUUAUCUCUAUGCUGGACGAGCUAUCGCCGGCUUGGGCGUCGGAUUCCUGGUCAUGAUCGUUCCUCUUUACCAGGCUGAGCUUGCCCAUCCUGAUAUUCGUGGACGUGUCACAGCGCUGCAGCAGUUCAUGCUGGGUAUCGGCUCCUUGGUGGCCAGCUGGGUGGCCUACGCCACCUACACAUACCUCCCUGCCAGUGACAGCGGCCAAUGGCGCAUCAGCUUGGGCAUUCAAAUCAUACCUGCUGUGUUCCUUGCGUUGUUGAUCAUGUUCUUCCCUGAGUCUCCUCGCUGGCUAAUCGACCACGGCAAGACCGAGCUAGGCCUUCGCACCCUCGCCAAACUGCAUGCCCACGGCGACGAGAACAACGCCCGGGUCCGCGCCGAGUUCUACCAGAUCCAGGACAUGAUCACAUACGAGCACGAGAACGAGGCAAAGUCCUACAAGGAGCUCUUCACCCACAAGUCCUCCUUCCGCCGAUUGUUCCUCGCCGUAUCCAUCCAGGCAUCAGUGCAGAUGACCGGAGUCUCCGCAAUCCAAUACUACAGCCCGGACAUCUUCGCCCAGAUCGGCAUCUCAGGCUCAGACACCCUCAAGUACCAAGGCAUCAGCUCCGUCAUCGCCAUCAUCGCCCAGUUCUGCUGUAUCCUCUUCAUCGACUACACCGGACGACGAUGGGCUAUGAUCGGAGGCAAUCUGGGCAACUGCGUCACCUUCAUCAUCGCCACGAUCCUGCUCGCCAAGUUCCCUCCCGGCGACACGUCGAACAGAGCUGCCUCGUGGGGCUUCAUUGUAAUCACGUGGAUCUACAACUUCAGCUUCUCGGCGACGAACGGACCCCUUUCUUGGAUCGUCCCCGCCGAGAUCUUCGAUACCCGCACGCGAUCCAAGGGUGUUUCGAUCGCCACAAUGGUGAGCUUCGCCUUCAACACCAUGAUCGGGCAGGUCACGCCCAUUGCCAUCGAGAAGAUUGGUUAUCGGUUCUACAUCCUCUUCGUCGUGUGUAAUUUCACCAACGCUAUAUUCUUCUGGGCCAUCCAACCCGAGACUGCUAAGCGUCCUCUCGAGGAGAUGAACUAUCUAUUUACGAAUGCUCCACUCUUUGUGCCUGGUAUGAACAAGAGUGAUUGGAACCAGCAUGAUCUCGAGCAUCGUGUGGCGGAAGUGGAGGCAAAGGGGAGUAUUAGUAGCCACGCGGAGGAAGUGAGGGGACAGGGACGGUUUGAUAAGAUUUGA